Molecule: messenger RNA, 1195 nt
Organism: Mustela erminea (ermine)
Lineage: Eukaryota; Metazoa; Chordata; Mammalia; Carnivora; Mustelidae
Gene: ANKRD45
Product: ankyrin repeat domain 45
Exons: 6
Coding region: 159-995 (278 amino acids)
Molecular function (GO): protein binding
Source: RefSeq, a predicted model, not a curated record
CUGGGUUUCCUCCCGCCCUCUCGACUCGCACCUGCGGACCUCGACCCUCGCGCGCCGCCGGAACCGCGGCGCUCUGGGCGGCGCUACCGCGCGCGGGUGCGCCGUCGCCAUGGUAACCGCGGAAGUCGGGGGCCUGGGGAGCGGUGUUUUGGGGAUUAAUGGAGCCAGAAGGACCUCCAGAAUCAGAGAGUUCAGAAAAAGCAUUUUUCUCACAGCAAGAAGACGAUGAAGAAGAAGAUGAAGAAGAACCAAAAGAACCAGAGGAAACAGUCCCUCUUAAUCCCCUCUUACAACCUGCUCUCACAGGGGAUGUAGAAGGUUUGCAGAAGAUUUUUGAGGAUCCUGAGAACCCUCAUCAUGAUCAGGCCAUGCAGCUACUCUUGGAAGAAGACAUCGUUGGGAAAAAUUUGUUGUAUGCUGCUUGCAUGGCUGGGCAAAGUGAUGUGAUUAAAGCUUUGGCAAAAUACGGUGUGAAUCUGAAUGAAAAAACCACCAGAGGUUACACACUCUUACACUGUGCUGCAGCCUGGGGUCGUCUGGAAACUUUGAAAGCACUAGUGGAGUUGGACGUUGAUAUAGAAGCGCUGAAUUUCCGGGAAGAAAGAGCUCGAGAUGUUGCUGCUCGGUAUUCCCAGACGGAGUGUGUGGAAUUCCUGGACUGGGCAGAGGCAAGGCUGGCUCUGAAAAAAUAUAUUGCAAAGGUCUCUGGAGCUGUUACAGACACAGAAAAGGGACCAGGGAAGCUCUUUAAGGAAGACAAGAAUACCAUCCUCACUGCAUGCCGUGUAAAAAAUGAGUGGUUGGAAACCAAUCUGGAAGCUUCCAUUAACGAGAUUUUUGAACAGAAACAACAAUUGGAAGACAUUGUGACUCCUAUCUUCACAAAAAUGGCAACACCGCAUCAUAAAAAGGGAUUCAGUCUCCAGUUAGUUCUUUUGAGAUGCCCAGUCUUGGGAACCAGUCUGUAUGGAAGGACCCAUGUGGACCGAAACUGAGGCCCCAACCCGAAGCCCUGUCUGAGCUCCAGCUAGCAGUCCCCGCCAACCUGCCAGCCAUAGGAGUGAGCCAUCUUGGAAGUGGAUCCUCCAAUCAAGCCACCACAGCCAGUGCUAUAUGGAGCAAAGAAAAGCCUUCUCUGUUGAGUCCUGUCAAAAUUGUAGAUUUCAGCUAAAUAAAUGAUUGUUGUUGUUUUAAC